AUGGCGGCCUUCGAGCUCACGAAUCCGGUUAUGUUACAUACACCAUACGCAGAUUGGCUAUCUCGACAAGUGUGCUGGGUAGAUCCACAGUAUCCUGCCGCAGAGCAACAGUCCCCGAAGGUCGAGCCGUUACAGACAAGCCCACCAGAGUAUCCACAGGUCCCGUCCAGGGAUAUAGAUCCUGGCGUCUGCGUAGGCUUGGCCGUCGUUGUUGGUGUGGAUGUCGUCGUCGUGGACGAGCCGCAUGGCCCGCUCUGGCAUCCAGUACCGCAAUAA
Messenger RNA from Anthostomella pinea, 276 nucleotides. The record is from the annotation of a GenBank genome assembly. NCBI's taxonomy places the organism in Eukaryota, Fungi, Ascomycota, Sordariomycetes, Xylariales, Xylariaceae.